GCGCCAACCGCCAACCUAGCGCAGCUGUUCGCUGUUGGAUUUUAUUCGUGAAAGUGGAGUCAAUCGAGUUGCACGUGUGUUUCAGCAACGCGCGCGCGUUUCAACGAAAUUAACCGGCAAAAAAAGAAUUGCAAAAGAGUGCACAUAAGUGGUGGUCGAACAAAUUACAAGACAAAAGUGACAGGUUACGCUGAUAAGAAACUGCGCAUAAAAUAGCCGAAGAUAAAAGUGUAAAAACGCAAAGAGAAAUAUAAAAUAAAAUAAAAUUUUUUGUGCAAAAGUGAGCAGUUUAACAAGUGUGAGUGUGUGCAGUUGUGACUCUGUGCAAGUGACAGACAAGCAAAAGCUGCUGACUACGAGAUUCUCGUGCGAGGCGCAACAACAAAUAAAGCGUGCUAAGCGGUGCAGCAUAAUAAACAAAUUGCGCUGAUAGCUGCUGCUUGAACAACAACAACAAUACGACAAGACGGCAAACUAAUUUAUAGACGAACGCUGAUGAGCUGCUAAUUGAAAGCGAUAAAAUGAUGUGUAAAUCGGUGUAAAAUAUGACAGAAAGUGUGGAUAAAAAUUAAAAAAAAAAAUUGAAUUUCCAUUCAAUCACAAGCAACUCUCGCGCGCGUGUGUAUGUGUGUGUUGUGUUUUUUAAUUGCAUAGCGGUCAUACGUCAAGGUGAAAUAAAUUAAAGUGGCUUAGAAAUUCAUAAAGUGAUUUGAGAGAUAUUUUUGUUUGUUUGUUGCUGUUGGCGCAGCAAUGUUGAUAAACAUUCAUUGACAGCAACAUAUUUUCAACAAACUCGCGCUAAGUGCUCAUUCAUCAAGCAGCUGCAAACAAUUUUUACAACAUACAACAACAACAAUCACAACAAUUAAAGGUGAGCGCAACGAAUCACCACAUAAUUCAUUGCUAUUUAAACAGUUUGGCCCAAAACACACAACAAAUAAUUUGCCACCAAAAUUCAAAGCUCAUUACACUAAAGUACUACUUUAAUCAACUGCGCCGCUCGGCAGCCUAAAUUAUGCGCCUCUUCAAGACACGCAAGUCCAUCGACACAUUCGGCAGCACCACCACCACCAACAACACAACCAGCAUCCAUCCGACAUAUCAGCAGCACUACAACAGCGGACCGCAAACCACCACGCCCACACCGACCGCCACAACAUGCGCCGUCAAAUUCAGCAAAACCAUCGCCGGCAGCACAUCCAUCUCGUCGUCGCUACCCGAUCUGCAUGACUCGCCCGUUAUGAUCCUGAGCUGUACGAACCUGAGCGCCAGCCACACGCCCACACCGCGCACACCCACCAGCGUCGGUGGCGGCGGCGUGCUCAGUGCCAGCAAUAGCGGCGUCUCCACGCAAACACAUUCACCAGCUGCAGGUGGCGGCGGUGCCAGCUACACACACAACUACAGCAGCCUCAAUAGCAGCGGACGUCAAACACCAUCCGCGCUGUCGGUGGCUUCAUUAAAUGAUGCGGCGCUGCAGCGAUUGCAUCAUCAUCAUCACCAACAGCAGCAACAACAACACCACAGUGCGACACACUUAUUUCAAAAUGGCAGCGGGGGCGGAGCUGGUGGUGUCGGCGGUGGUGGCGGCAAGUGUAAAAGUAACACUUUGCUGGUGAAUUAUGGCGGCAGCAGCAAUAAUAUUGCGACAGCGCAGCAUUAUUACCAAAAACUCGGACAACAGUCGUUGGGGCAACAACGUAACACCUCGUCAUCGAGCAGUUGCAUCUACGAGAAGAGCAGAAAUGCGAGUUGCCACAACAUUUCACUGACGCCAAAUGGCGACAAGAGUGCGGGGGGCGCGGGCAGUGGCGGUGGCACACCAAUGAAAAGUUGCAAUGGUUCAACAAUAUCGCUGAUGGCGUCAAACGGUCAUUUGCCCAACUAUCAAUUGGUGACCGCAGUGCCUGUUGUCAUAUUGGAUGAUGAAAAGAAAUCUACUUCCAACGCCGGAACGAUAACUGCAAGUGCAACAACAACCUCAACGACAUCCGCAACAACAGCCACAACCACAGCGAGCACAACUGCCAAUAGCGCAACAAGAAAUGUCUUCACCUGGGGCAAGCGCAUGGGCCGCAAGCUGGAUAUACUGAAGCGUAGCGACACCACCAACACACAUAAGUCACACACAGACCUGCGUUCGUUGUUUCACACAUCCACACAUAACAACAACAACAAUGAUAAUGCCAAGGACAACUAUCAGACGCAUACGCUGAAAAAAUGCAAAUCUGGACCCAUUGAGACUAUCAAACAGCAACAAAAGAACCAACAACAGCAGAAAGAGCAAAGAGAACAACAAAACUCACAGCCGUUGCAAAAUGGCGAGGCAAACAACAAGAACCAACAAAAACCAGAUAAGACGAAGGAACACAGCAGCCACACCAACAACUCACAAACGAACACGCCGACGCAACCGAACGCGCAACAACGCUCACAGAAGGCGAUUAAGAACUUCUUCCAUCGCAUCGGCUCCACCGGCAUGCUAAAUCACAAGUCACACAACCUGAUUAAGGCCGCCGAGCCGAGUGGAACGACCGGCAGUAAUUUGUACCGCAGCAGUUCCACUAGUCAGCUGACCAGCUCUUCGUACAUCAAAUGCGACGAUCCCACGGAGGGUCUGAACUUGGCCAACAAUCGGCAGAAUAAGCUACAGAAGAGCGCGACUAACGCCGUUACAAAUCUUAAGUCCAGCAGCUGCGAUGAUAUCGCCAAAGUGGGCACAAGCACCUCACCGAGUGGCGAAGACGCGACGCUGAGCGCACAGCCUCACAACGCAGCUGGGCAGAGCGGAGCGACCGGUCAAGAGUCAACAAAUCGACGUGGCGCCUUCCCCUAUGCAUUCUUGCGUUCGCGCCUCUCCGUUUUACCAGAAGAAAAUGGCGGUUCGGUGAUGAAGCAACCUUCACUCAGCAGUCUACAUGCCAUGGACGCGGGUGGCUUGCAAGAGCUGCACCAGCAGUAUCUGCAGGUGGGUCAACAACGUUCACCAACACCACAGCAUCGGAACUCCACAUCAAUGCUGCCCAGUGACGUAACGACGUUGACCGAUGGCACAUUGGACUCCAUAUCGCUGGCAAGCACUUCUCCAAAUCACCAACAGAAGGUGAUUUACCGGAAUGGCGCCCUGAUCAAGCGCUACUCAUCGGACGACAGUGCGAUCAGCAACUGCUCGCCGCAACAGACUGCGGCUGCGGUCGGUGCAAACGCUUUCAAUGGUGUGUAUGUUAAUGGCGAGGUUCUAGUGUCGCGCAACAACAGCCUCUCCUCCAAGGACUGGGAACCACUUUACCAAAGAUUAAGUAGUUGUCUGAGUUCGAACGAGUCGGGUUACGACAGUGACGGAGGUGGUGGCGGCGGCGGCGUUGGCGGUGGUGUUGCAAACAACAGCAGCGUCGGAAGUAGUGAAAGUACAUGUGGUAGUGUCAUUUACCUCGGUAAUGGCACGAACACACAACUGCUGGGCAAUAAUCUUGGUAUCUCCGGUGGAGAUACGGAAUCUAUUGCGUCGGGUACGUUGAAGAGGAACUCGCUGAUUUCACUCACCUCCUCAGAAAGCGGCGUCGGUUGUGGCGGCUUGCGGAGUAGUAGCAUAUGCAGCACGACGAGUGGUUCGGUCUCACUAGGCGGCUACAACUAUGACUAUGAGACGGAGACAAUACGACGGCGUUUCCGACAAAUAAAAUUGGAGCGAAAAUGUCAGGAGGACUGCAUUGGACUGGUCUUGUCGCCGAAGACCGUGAUGACUUCAACAAAUGAACAGCAAUACCGUUACCUGAUAGUCGAGAUCGAUCCGUAUGGCAUGGCGCAGAAAGAUGGCCGCCUACGCAUAGGUGACGAAAUUGUCAAUGUGAACGGUAAGCAUUUACGUGGCAUGCAGUCCUUCGCCGACGUCCAGCGACUGCUGUCGACAUUCGUGAACAACUGUAUCGAUUUGGUGAUUGCGCACGAUGAGGUCGCCACUGUCACCGACUUCUACACUAAAAUAAAGAUUGACGGCAGCGCUACACAGUCCUACAACUCAAUGCUGUCUUUGAAUGGCGGUAUUGAACCCGCGCCUGCCUCAGCGCCGCCCACAGCCAACCCGCAAAGUGAGUAUUUGGCACGCGCGCGUAAACGGCUCAGCUAUACGCAGCGCACGCAGAGCACGGACAGCAUAAACUAUGAUCUGCAAAGCCUACAAUUGGCGCUGGAGAAUGAGGAUGAGCGACAAAAGCGACGACCCUCUUCGGAGGUUAUGGACUCGACCGCUAGUGAGCUGGAUGUUGACGAUGACACGCGCUCACUGGCCAGUGUGACGACGAUGCAUUCGCUGAGCUCGAUGCCAACGCCGAUGCCGCUAAUGCAGCACAGACGCUGCUCCACACCGCGUCACUCCAUGGACUCAACGGCGAAUGGUGGUGAGUUUGCUGUCGAGCACAUAAGGCGUCGCGCGCGUUCCUCGUCGGGGCAGCGCAAUCUCGAGCUGACGCCACUGUACAAUGCGAGCGCCGAGUACACGCCGGUGUAUGCGAAUCGCGCGUCCAGCAUAUCGCUGGCCACGCACACCAUCAGUGACGAUGAGAAGUGGCAGCUGUUGGCGCGCAAACGUUGCUCUGAGGGCGCGGCAUUGCUGCGCGUUCAGCAGCAGCAGCAACUGCACCAACAGCAGUCGCAGGACGAGCUGCUGGCAGGUUGUGGACGCGUCGCGGGCAAUCGUAGUGCGUCGCUGACUUAUGGCGCGCCGGCGCCGUUGGCUGCGGGUGCAUUUGCGGACGCAGUCGAUGGUGCGGGCGGCCAGUCGCAGCAGCAGGCGCCGGCGUUUCCGUCGCGCACGCACUACACGCGCAACUCCAUCAACCUGUCCAACUCGCAUUAUCGUUCGCUGCGUUUCGCGCAUUCGCGGCUCAGCUCGUCGCGCUUGAGCCUGUUCAUACAGUCGCCAGCGAGUGGCGCCGCCGAGGGCGGUAGACUAACAGCAACAACAGCCACGUCUAAUAACAUUAACAGUAAUUACCAAAACUCCAAAGCCACUAAUAGUACAAAUAAUACUAAAACACAAACAACAACAACAAGCAACACUACACCAACAGCAACAACUGCAAUAAGGGCGACAACCGUAGCGCCGAGAGCGUCAUCUGCAAGCGUUAGAGGCACAACGGAGUGUAACAACACGGACGAUGAUGUGCGCCAGCAGCGAAGACAGCAACAACAGCAGGCGGCGUCUGAUCUCACUAAUAACACUAAUACAAACGUUAACCCGUAUCAUCUCAUUUCUUACCAACAACAACAACAACACCAAAAUCUAAACGAACAACAACAAGCACACCACCAGCAGCGACAUCAUCAUGCCGCGCCUUCACAUUUAUACCAACAACAUUUAACCGUACCAACAUCUUCUAUGCCAACAGCAUUAACCACUUCGAACUCGAAUUCGAGCUCGUCUUCGAAUGCAACAACAAGUGCCAAUGCUGUGGCAACCAACUCAUUGCAAUAUCAUCGCCCUUCAUUGCCCGCGGCGAAACUAACAAUCCGCGACGAAGAAAUGGCCGAAGUUAUACGCGCUUCGAUGAGCGACGGCGCCAGCCGCUCAACGCAGAAGACGAUCACUUUCUUCAAGGGACACGGCAUGAAAUCGCUGGGCUUCAGCAUUGUGGGUGGGCGUGACUCGCCAAAAGGCAAUAUGGGUAUUUUCGUAAAGACUGUAUUCCCAUCGGGACAAGCGGCGGAUGAUGGCACACUGCAGGCGGGCGAUGAAAUAGUCGAGAUUAAUGGCACUUCGGUGCAAGGCAUGAGUCAUGCUGAAACCAUACGGCUGUUCAAGGAUGUGCGUGAGGGUGCGAUAGUGCUGAAGGUGUUGAGAAGGAAAUUACAAAAGGCCAAAUCAAUGGGCGCUUAAACGGUGCACCAAAAACGCUAGUAGGAGCGUAGUUAUCGCGAGUUAGAGCCGCUUGUUAAAUUUAUUAGAAUUAAAUCUAAUUUAAUGUAAAAUAAAUAAAUAAUGUAUGCAGAUCUGUAAGUUAGUGUUAAAACAAAAACCGUUUGUAAUAUGUUAUGAAAUAGUCUAAUUUAUGUAGUGAUAAGCUCGAGCUUGAUUUUAAACAAUAAAAUAAAUUAUUAAAGUGUAA
Zeugodacus cucurbitae (melon fly) is the source of this 6104-nucleotide messenger RNA. RefSeq lists its product as uncharacterized. The record is from RefSeq and is a predicted model, not a curated record. Lineage: Eukaryota; Metazoa; Arthropoda; Insecta; Diptera; Tephritidae. The coding region runs from base 1016 to 5875 and encodes 1619 amino acids. Gene Ontology annotation, molecular function: protein binding. The transcript has 9 exons.